UGACGUAGAGGAAGAGGUUUCAAUCGGUGAAGAAUAUCUCUCAGAAAAAGAGAAAAAUGUUGAGGAGGAAAAAGAAGCAAUAUCAGAUGAAGAAACCAAGCAUCAUGAAGAAAAGGAAGUGAAAACAGCGCCAGAAUUUGCUAACGAACUCUCCGACAUCAAGACAAUUGAUGGCGGCAAAGCUCACUUUGAGGUCGUUGUCACGGGAUACCCGAAACCUGAGGUCAUCUGGCUGAAGGAUGACAACCUGGUGGAAGAGACCGAUGAUAUCCAAAUGUCACAGGAAGGCAACGUAUUUACCUUAACGAUUCCCGAUGUAUACCCAGAGGACAAAGGCCGAUACACGGUUGUGGCGAAGAACGAAGUCGGAUCUGUCACUUCUUCAGCAGUUUUGUUUGUGGAAGCUGAAGAAGAGGAGUUAAUUCCACCAGCGUUCUCCCAGAAACCCAAAUUCCAGACUGUGGAUGAGGGUGCCACCGUGACCUUUACUGCCAAGGUCAUCGCUAUACCUGCAGCUGAUAUAUACUGGACCCACAAUGGCGAACAAGUGGCUGACGAUGAUAUUCAUACAGUAGAGGUUAUCACAGAAGAAUCCGUUGUUACAACGACCUUGACCCUACAAGAGGUCACGCCCCAGGAGGCAGGCACCUACAAAUGUAUCGCCAUCAAUGACGCAGGAGAGGAGACUGUGUCUGCUUCACUCAUUGUCAAAGAGGCUCCUGUACAGAAGGACCUGAGGAGUCAGCUGAAACGUGAAGUGACAACAAAGGUUGGAUACAAGAAGGCUGUAGAACACAAAGACUUCAGGGGUAAUCUUCAGACGCAUGUGCAAACCAAGGAAGGAGUGCGCACGGACGCUGAACAAGUAGAUUUCCGCACUACUCUUACUAACAAAAUCAAAACGAAAGAGGGAGUUAAAUUUGAGGCGGAGCAGGUUGAUUAUAGAGGCAAACUUGUCAAUGCGGUCGAAACAAAGGUGGAUCAGAGAUUUGGAGCUGAGCAAAAGGACUUCCGUGAAACCCUGAAGACGAAAGUUGAAACCAAGGUUGGGCAGAGAUUUGCUACAGAACAGGUUGACUACCGAGACAGCUUGAAAACGAAAGUAGAGACAAAAGCAGGGGAAGUCUUCGAGACGGAGCAAGUGGACUAUCGUGAUGCACUUAAGCGUAAAGUGGACACAAAGGUGGGCGAGACGUUCGAAGCCAUCCAGGUGGAUUACAGGGAUGCUCUCAAGUACAAGGCCGAGACCAGAGAUGUUGAACAGUACGAGGCGGAACAGAAAGACUAUCGGGAUGUCCUACAGAGGAGUGUGGAGACGAAAACCAAUGAGCAGUUUGCAAUGGAGCAGGUGGAUUAUACGCAUGUGUUGUACAAGAAAGCUGAAACCAAAGUUGGUGAAACAUUUGCCACGCAGCAAGUGGACUACACUGGCGUACUGAAAUCUGGCAUCACCUUUGCUGAUGAAGUCACAACCUUGGAGACGGAAGAGGUAACACCAGAGGUCACGUUAGAGGUCACGUCUGAUGUCAAAGCCACGGCAACCCUUGCAGAGCAGGAGAAAGCAGUUGCUCCUGAGUUUGUGGUAGUCCUGGAAGAUGUCAAGGUAAAGGAAGGAAAACCAGUGAAGUUUGUCGCCAAGGCAACUGGAGAACCGGUUCCCAAGAUCACAUGGUAUCAUGACAACGAGCCAAUCACUGAUGGGGACAUUUACAAAAUCAGAUACCCCACAGAAGGGGAGAGCACUCUUAUGCUGACUGAAGCCUUCCCAGAAGACACUGGAGUGUACACAGCCAAGGCAACCAAUGAGGUUGGAGAAGUGGAGUGUAGCUCCACCCUCGAGGUCGCUGAACUGAUUGAUGAUGCCGAACAGUUAGAUUUUAGAACAGCUCUUAAGAAGCCCGUUGCAACAAAGGUUGGCGUUAAAUAUGACAUGGAACAGAUUGACUUUAGGACUCUACUUAAGCCCUCUGCCCAAAAGGCCAAGAAAUUUGAAACUGAUGUCAGUGAAACUAUUGCUGAAACACAACAACCUAAACCAGACAAAGCAGAAGUCAGCUUAUCUGCCCCUGAAUUUGUCAUCACCGUCUCUGAUGUCAAGGUCAGAGAGGGCGAGGCCGCAACCUUGACCUGCAAGGUCACAGGCUACCCAGUCCCCGAGGUCACCUGGUACCAUGCCAACAGGCCCAUCCAAUCGGAUGACGUGUAUCGGGUGGUUCCAGGAGAGGCAGGGGAGAGCACUCUGGAGAUACCAGAAAGUUUCCCUGAAGAUGGCGGUGUGUACACUGUCAAGGCAACCAACGAGGCUGGGUCAGUGGAGGCCACAGCUGUCCUAACUGUCACAGAACUGCUUGAAGCUGGUGAAGAUACAGAUGCUACUCAGGAAGUCACAUAUGACAUAGUGGAUGCUAACCUCCAGCUGACCACUCAAGAGGUCACACUGCAGCCAGGGGAGAGCACUGAGGCAGAGUUCCAGUCUGGGAAUGCUUUGGAGCUUUAUCCACCAAAUAGUGACGAUAUUUACACAUGGAAAAUGACAAAUCUUAGCACUGAGCAUGAGAAAGGUCCUGCUAUAUUUAAGGAGGAAAUUGUGGUGGAAGACCAUCCAGUUCUUCUCUCUGAAGAGUCACCAAGGGCAGUAACUUGGCCAGCUGGAAAGCCUAUAAAACAGGACUCUGAAGACAGUCAAGAAUAUAUUCCUGAAAUCACAGGUGUUGAAUAUGAUAGUUUCCUAGUACCUGCAAGGCACUCACCAAGUAAUAUGGAAGCUCGCUUUGAAACCAAUGUGGAAGAACAGGAGUGUUACAAACCAGGCCAGGUGAUUCAGAGAGGUUUAGAGAUUGGCUAUGAUGUUGACAUAUAUGAUGGUCCUGAAGUAGUUGAAAAGGACCUGAAGCCUGAACUUGAUUUGAAAGAGGAGUUUGAGUUUGCCAUUCCCACAGAAAGGUACCCAGUUGAUCGACUGUUUCCACAUUUUGGUGGUGAUCAGUUGUCUGUAAGGACUGAAGAUGAGGUCUCAGAAUUACCAGAUUCAGAGAUUGCAUCCUUGAUGUCAGAUAGAAGAGCAGAAAUGGAGAGGAGGGACUCUGAUGUUACUCUUUCUGAUCGAGAAUACUCAGACAAAGAUGAUGAAAAUGUUGUCAUAUCUGACACUGAUGAAGAGUCUGAAACACCACUGGUAACAAAGAAAGAUGUGAACAUAAAAGAAGAAGUGGAAGUGGAUAAAGAUAAAAUUAAGGUAACAGAGGAGUCUGAAAGCUCUGACAGCUCUAGUGAAUCUAGCAAAUCUAAAGACAGUUCUGAAUCUUUUAAACAUGAACAGUUUGAUGAUGAUGGUGAUAUUGCACCUGAUAUAGAAACACAGGAACAACCAGAAGUAUCUGAUGAAUCGUUUGAAGAAUCAGAGUCUCUUGGGGUACCAAGUAGAGUUUAUGGAGAUCAGUACAUGGAAGAAAUGCAGAAAAUACAACCAUUUAUGCAUGAAACCCUUGGGGAUCAUGAUAAAAAUGUGCACAGAAGGAAAGGACCCGAAUCUGACACUAAUAAAGUAACAAAGAAAUUUAUUCUAGAAAGGGACACAGAUAGGGAGCAAAUAGUUGAAGGUGCAGAAGAAUUUGAAGGUGAAAGAGAUGAAUUAUACAGUAAAUAUACAUAUGGAAAAGGAUUACCUGUACCAAGAUUGAACCUUCACAGAGAAUCUUCAGACUCUGAGUCUGAUGUUCCAAAUGAGACUGAUGUUUCCAAUCUGGAUGCUACAACAGACCUUGAAACUACUGUUGACCUGGAGCAGACCAUUGAUCAGGAAGAGCAUGUUGUAGUUGAAUCAGAAAUCUCUGAUCAUGACACUAUCGGAAGAACCACUGAUGAUGAUUCUUCUACCAUAAAAGAUGAAUUUAUUACUCAUGUUGACAGUCUAGAAAUGAAACCCAAGCAGAUCAUUGAAGUUCGUGAGUAUGUGUCCUCAUCUGAGGAGGAGACCCCAACAAACAGACAGACGAUUGAAGACAGAGGACAAUCACCAAUAUUUGAAACAGGAUUUACAGACGAACCUGAACUGGAAAGAAUAACUGAAGAAGCAGAGAGUGAAGAAGAUUCUGACACUGAUUCCUCCUCGAGUGUAGAAAGUGUCAGACAUGUGGAGAUAGCACCAAGGGAGGAGGUCUUACAGACAGUGCCCGAGGAGUCCGAAUCAGCUGAUGUAUCAGUGGAGCUUCCCCCGGAAGGGGAAAUCAGCGAUACAUCGUUUGAUGUAGAUGAAAGUUACAAUGUAGAGAGUCCACUAUACAAGUCCACACUAAUUAGGGAUCAAAUGGCUGAACCAGAUAAGCUUACCUUGGAGGAGGAGCCAACAAAAACUGUUGAGGAUAUCAGCGUAGAGCUUGAAGUUCCCAGGUUCAUUGAAGAGCUCACUGACCAGGAGGUCACCGAGGGCGACACCGUGACCUUGUUUGUCAAGGUCGAUGGAAAACCGUUCCCAGAUCUUACCUGGUAUCGUGAUGGUAUCGAGAUACAGAAAGAUGACCGACACACCAUCGACAUCCGUGGCAACUUUGCUGCCCUCAUUAUGAAAGACAUUCUACCUGAAGAUGAUGCAGAAUAUUCUGUCACUGCUGAAAACGAUGCUGGAAAAGUCACCUCGACAUGCGAACUAUUUGUUAACCCUCUUGGCGAGGCCCCGUCAUUCGUGUCGAGCAUCGAGGACCAAGAAGUGGAGCUAGACGCGCCCAUCACUCUUCAGUGCACUGUGCGCGGCACACCCAAGAAGAUUGUGUGGCUCAAGGAUGGGGUGGAGCUGGAGGGAGACAGAUACAAGAUUGAGGUGGAAGGGACCUCGUACGAAGAGGAGAGGCUCACGCUGUUGAUCUCCCAGUCACUACCUGAGGACGAAGGCGAAUACACCAUCAAGGCGAUUAACGACAAGGGCGUUGCCACCAGCAACGCUGAGGUUCUGGUUCAUAUUGUAGCCCCAGUGUUCACACAACAGCUGGAAGACAUUGUUGUGGAGCUGUCUGACACAGCCACCUUUGAGUGCACUGUGACAGGCAUUCCUACGCCCAAAGUGACCUGGUAUGUGGAAGACGAGAUCGUCACCGAUGGACCUAAAUAUAGCACCAGUUACCAUGACAACAUCGCGACUUUGGAGGUCAAGGACGUUUCUACAGACGACUCGCCAAUUUUCAUUACCUGUAAGGCAGUUAAUGUUGCCGGCGAGGCACGAACCUCGGCUGAGUUGACUGUGGAAGCACCUAGACCAGAAUCCCCAGUUUCAAAAGAUACUGAAGAAGUUGAGAAAAGGGAGACUACUGCAGUUAUCAAACCGGAUGGCAAGAAACCUGAAUUUGUUCUCAAGAUCAAGACCCAGACUUUGGAGGAGGGAGAUGAGGUUGAUUUCAACUGUGAGGUGGUGGGUGAACCAAAACCCGACAUCAAAUGGCUCUACAACGGCCAAGAGCUACGCCAGGAGGGGCGGUACAUGAUCUUCGAACAAGAGUGCCUUCACCACCUUGAGAUCACAGACAUCAACCCCCAGGAUGCUGGUCAGUACCUCGUUCAGGCUACAAACAACUUUGGCAAAGCCACCUGCCAGGCCGAGCUUCAGGUCCUUCAGAAACCAAAGGAGCAGGUGCAGAAAUUGGAGGCACCAAAGUUCACCAUUGAGAUUCAGACAGUUGAGGCCACUGCUGGUGAGAAGACUUCAUUCUUCUGCAAGGCCAAGGGAAAUCCUCGCCCAGAGAUUCUGUGGUUCAAGGAAGACAAGGAAAUAACGAAAUAUGACAAUAGAUUCACAAUUGAACAUGGAGUUGAAGGGGAUUCCUCGUUACUAAUUAUAGAAGUCCUCCCGGAGCAUGAUGGGAAGUACAUGGCUGAGGCUCGAAAUGAGGCUGGUAAAGCCACUUGCAAAGCUGAACUCUUUGUACAUGAUAAAGAAGAUGUGUACAAACCUGAGAUCAUCAAGUCUCCCACAGAGGUGGUUGCUAGGGAACACGAGGUCGCAAAGUUCCUUGUCAAGGUCGUUGGUAUGCCAACACCUACAGUGACCUGGAUGAAGGAUGACAUGCCUCUCGAUGACUCGGACCUCUACCACAUUGAGAGCUUCGGGGACACGUACUGCUUUGAGAUUAAAGACUCAGGAAUUGAGGAUGCAGGCAUUUAUGUGUGCGUCGCCACCAACGAUGUAGGAAAAGACGUCCGCGAAAUCCCACUGGAGGUCAAAGGAGAGUACGAAGUAAAAAUAGAACCACAGGAGGCAGUAAGAGAGGAUCGUAUCACGGAAUCCCCUCUCGUUCUCCGAUCACAAGAACUGUCAAUGCCACCUGAAUUUACGGAAACUCUUCAACCACAGACUGCCAUGGAAGACAAACCAAUGACCUUGACCUGCAAGGUGACAGGCCUGCCUCGCCCUGAAGUCACAUGGCUAAGAGAUGGCAAGGAGAUCAUCUCGACCCCGGGUGUCAAGCAGUCUUACGAUGAAGACACAGCCACCCUGACCAUCAGCAAGAUGACCAUGGACCAGGAUGGAGAGUACAAGUGUGUCGCUGUCAACUCCGCUGGCACUGCAGAAACCUUCACAAACGUCACUGUUGAAGGUAAAAUGGAAGCCCCUGAAUGGACGCGGCCCCUGUCUGACAGGGAAUGCCGUGAGGGCAGACCAGUGAAGUUUGAGUGUGCGGUCAAGGGCAUUCCCAAACCUGAUGUCAAAUGGUUCAUCAACGACCAGCCAAUAGAGACCGGUCUCAAAUUCCACACAGACCAACGUAAGGGAUUUGCCGGAGACAUCACGCACAGUCUCAGUAUUGACAAUACGGAGGUCGACUAUGCUGGCAAGGUCAAGGCCGUCGCAACAAAUAAAGCGGGUCAGGUGGAAACCACGGCAACGCUCACUGUCGAAGAAAAGAAAGAGACUCCCAAAUUUGUCAGAAAAAUCGAAAAUAUUGACACCAUUGAAAAACAGACAGUGACCUUUGAAGCAGAGGUCAUUGGCAAACCCAAACCACAUGUCACAUGGUCUCGUGGCAACGUUGAGCUGACCAAUGACAUGGAAGAUGUCACCAUAGAGACAGCAGAGGGCGUGCACACGCUGACCUUGACCAAUGUCAAGCCCACGGACGCUGCCCUCUACAGUGUGAAGGCCCACAAUCCCGCUGGGCAGGCUUCUUGCAGCGCGAGACUCAAAGUUGCACCUGCGCGGCGACCAAGUUUCAUGCGGAGGAUGUCGGAUAUUCUGGCUCCAGAGAGUGGGGUGGCCAAGUUUGACUGUAAGGUGGAGGGCUUCCCUAUGCCUGAAGUUAAAUGGUUCCUAAACGACAAAGAACUUGAGCCCAGUGAAACCAUAAUCAUGGAGAAGAACAAAGAUGGCACCUGCGUGUUGACCAUCAAAGACGCAUCCCCCGACAUGCAGGGAGAGAUCAAGGCCAUUGCUCAGAAUGCUGGAGGGAAGGAGCUUUGCUCUGCCAAGCUGGAGGUCAGAGGUCAAGCACCGACCUUUGUGGAGACUCCCAUUAAGUGUACCAUUCUUGAAGGUGACAAAGCCAUCUUCCAGUGCAAGGUCAAAGGUGAACCAAGCCCAGUGGUUGAAUGGUCUAAGGGAAAAUGGUCUAAACUGAAAUCCUCUGACAAAUGCAAUAUCCUAGACAAUGAGCAGACUGGCGAGCAUGUCUUGGAGAUCAAAGACAUAGUAAAGAAAGAUGCUGGCACAUACCAGGUCAGCGCGACCAACGAACAUGGCCGAGUGGAAAUUCCUGUGACCUUGAUAGUGACGUCUAACCCCGAAGAGGCUGCAGACUGGAAGGCAGCCCUGAAACACAGAGAUUAUGAAAGAGACGAGGGUGAAAUCGAGGCAGACUGGUUACCGAGCCUGAGACACGUGGAGCUCGAGGAGGGGGAGACAGUCGAGGUGAAAGAGAAAGAACUCUUCAAGGAGAAAGAGGAACCAGUAGCCUUCCAGAUCCUGCAGAAACGCAGGAUGUCAGAGUUGGAAGGAAAACGGGAACCAGUAACAAUUGAGCCAAUUGAACGGGAAAAAAUUGAGCUUGACAGUUCAGCCCCCAGCAAACUGGAGAAGCCUGAAGCUCCCUCCCAUGAGAUACAAACUGUGCCGUACCAGCGAGGCAAGAAAGACAUCACAACUGAUGAGCUCGAUUCUGCUGAGCUCAGCAUACCCAAGGUCAAGUGGGAAUGGACAGUACCACUCAAGGAUGUGAAGGUCACAGAAACAGACUCUGCAGAGUUCACGUGUGAAUUCUCUGUUUCGGACGUCAACGUCACAUGGUGCAUCCGAGGAGAACCAGUGGACGCGAGUCCCAAGCACGCAAUCAAGUCUGACGGCAAGAAACACACCUUGCUGGUGUCCAAGUGCCGACCGAACGACGAAGGGGAGAUCACCUGUACCUACGCCGACUACACCACAUCUGCCAGCCUCAGUGUGCAAGCUCUACACAAGGAGUUCACAGUUCAGCUGGACGACUCAUACGCCGUAGAGAACACCGAGGCAACCUUCACCUGCAAGGUCAAUGAUGAUGAGGCCAAGGUCGUCUGGACACUUGACCACAAGCCUCUGCCUGAGUCUGACAAGUACAGGGUGGGACACGAUGGCGUGACACACACACUCACUAUCGCAGGCCUUAAAUCCACUGAUAACUGUGAGGUCACAGCAACAUUUGGCGAUACAUCCACAUCAGCAAGUCUUGUCGUUGAAGAUGUCUCCGCUGACUUCACAGCACCAUUGUCCGACGUGUCUGUAUUGGAGAGGUCCAAUGCAGAAUUCACAUUCAAGCUGUCCAAGCCUGUUGACAAAGUACGCUGGUUCUUGGACAACGUGGAACUACGACCAAACAAGCGAAUGGAAUUCGUAGAUGACGGAAAAACCCACAAACUUAUCAUUCGAGACGUUGAAGUUACCGAUGAGGGACAAAUAUCAGUGUUGGUUGGAGAUAAAAAAUCCAGUGCAUCACUGUUCAUACAGGAAUUGUCACCUGACUUUGUCAAGCCCCUGAGAGACGUCACCGUGAAAGAACGUGGCGUCGCUGAGUUCGUCACGGAAGUUAACAAAGAAGGAAUAACUGUGAAGUGGUUUGUUCAGAACAAGGAGAUCGAAGAAGACGAGAAGUACGAGAUAUACGCUGAAGGUCGCACUCACAGACUGGUUGUCAAGGACGCUGUGUUACCAGAUGCUGGAGAGAUCAUGGCCAGAGUGGAAGGCAAAACUUUGAAAGCCAACCUCACAGUUGAAGAAAUCCCAGUUGAGAUUGUGGCUGAGCUAACUGAACAGCAUGUAGAAGAACACAAGGCCUCCUAUUUCACAUGCGAGGUGAACAAACCAGACGUCACAGUCACAUGGCUCAAAAAUGGUGCCAAAAUCAUCCCCAGUGAGAAACAUCAGUUGAUCGACGAUGGCACUACGCACACUCUUGUUAUAAUGGACACUGACAAAUCAGACGUGGCUGAAUAUGCGGUCGUUGUUGGCGACCAAAAAAGCUCGGCUCAGUUACAUCUGGAUGAGUUGCCCAUUAACGUCUCUUUGAACUUAAAACGUCAUCACACUCAGUGGUACAGCUACAUUGAACAGUUGGCCACGUUUACAUGUAAAACCUCAAAAUCGCUAGUCGAGGUCACGUGGUAUAAAGAUAAAGAAGAGCUGAGGGCCGGUAGUAAGUACGAGAUAAGGCGCAUCGGCAGGGAGCACCUCAUGACCGUCCACGACUUGUGCAUGUCUGACUUUGGCGACUAUGUCGUUACUAUCCGCAGUUUGAGAAAACUGCCGCAUGCACAUGUUUCCAUAGAGCCUCCAAGCCAGUUCAUAAUUCCACUCACCGAGGCCACCUGUCAGGAAGGGGAGGAGGUCAUAUUCGUCUGCGAGGUAUCGGACGACAAGAUCCCCGCACGCUGGUUCAAGGACGGACAGAAACUCGAACCUUCCGAGAAAUAUGUGAUGAAGAAAGAUGGCCGCAAGCAUAGCCUCACUAUCAAGAACGCUACCCUUGAUGAUCGGGCGGAGUAUACAAUUAAACUGAAGGACAAUCAAGAAAGCUCCGCCCCUCUCUUCGUAGAAGAGGUUCCCUUGGAGUUCACAAUGCCCCUGCAAGAGCAGUUGGAUUGUAACCUAGGAGACACAAUAACCUUGACCUGUGAGGUCAACAAGCCUAACAAGGUAGCCAUGUGGCUGCGCGAUGGGGAACAAGUCACCAUCGCCGAUGGUUACGAGAUUGUCGUCGAGGGUAACGUACACAAGUUGACCAUCCGACGAGCCUCUCUUGACCAUGAAGCCGAGUACACCUGCAUGAUCGGGAAUAUAGAGACAAAUACCUUGCUCUAUGUUGAAGAGCCGGCAGCCCAGUUCACUCACCGCCUCAGCGACCUGACUGGCCAAGAAGGGGAAGACAUCGAGAUGUACGUCGAGUUAAGUCGACCCGACGUCCCAGUAAGCUGGAUGAAGAACCGCGAGCCCCUGAAGCCCAGCGAACGAAUCAAGAUCUUGUGUGAGCGGUACCGACAGGUGCUCCAGAUUCUGGACGCCAUUCCCGAAGACGAGGGCGAAUACACAAUCUGUCUGCCCGACAAAACAGAGUCAUCUGCUAUGCUGAAAAUCAAAGAAAAAGCCCCAGAGUUCAAGAAACCCCUUAACAACCAAGAGGUGAAGGAAAAAGAAAAGUUGACCUUGACAUGUGAACUCUCCAAGCCAGACAUGCCUGUGAAAUGGCUGAAGAAUGGUAAGGAGGUGAAACCAGGUGACCGUGUCCUGGUGUCCAUGGAUCAAUACCUUCACCAGCUGGUGGUGGCCGAGGCUACAUUGGACGAUGCUGCUAAAUACUCGUGUGUCUGCGGAGAUGUGAGCACUGAAUGCACCAUCAAGGUCACAGAACUCCCUGUGGAGUUUACCAAACCUCUGCAAGACACUGUAGCCUACGACAAGGACAAAACUGCGACUUUGACCUGCGAGCUCAGCAAGCCAAACAAACCAGUCAAGUGGUUAGUGAAUGGGAAACCAGUCCGAGCAAACAAAAACCUCAAGAUUUCUGUUGAUCUCCAGACUCACCAGCUUGUGUUUACAGACGUGACAUUAAAGGACGCCGGACAAUACUCCUGUGUCUGUGGCGACGUAUCCACAGCUGCCACCUUCACAGUUAAAGAAGAACAAGUCAAGUUCACAAAACCUCUCAAGGACACUGAGGUGACUGAAAAAGAUGAAGUCACGCUGACCUGUGAGGUGAACAAGGUCGGCAAGAAACCAGCCUGGUACCUUGACGACGAGGCUAUCGUCCCUGGUGACAGGGUCAAGAUCACCUCUAAAGGCUUGGUGCACAAACUGACCAUUGAGACCUCUAAACUUCAUGACGAAGGCAAAUACACUGUGGCAUUUGACGAUGCAAAAUCAACUGCCACACUUAUUGUUAAAGAAUUGCCAGUGGUAUUUGUGGCACCAUUACAAGACCUUGAAGUGGUUCUGAAAAAAUCUGCCACUCUCGAAUGUGAAGUCAACAAACCAGAUGCCACUGCCGUUUGGACUAAAAAUAGCCAGCCAAUCAGUGUGUCCGAUGGGUUUGACAUCAGACGUGACAAGACGCUGCACACGCUACAUCUGGACAAGGUGACCCCGGAUGACGCUGCAGAAUACACCAUCACCAUUGACAACAACUCAAGCACUGCCAAACUCACUGUGAAAGAUGAGGCUGUACAGUUCACAGUUCCUCUCGAGGAAAAGACAAUCACAGAGGGCGAAGACGUGACUUUGGAAUGCACCAUCACCCAACCAGACCUUACCGCCGAGUGGCGUAAAGAUGGCUCCCCCGUUGAGGCUACUGACAAGAUCAAACCCAAGUCCGUUGACACAACACAUUCACUGCACAUCACUAACGUUGGACCCGAAGACUCUGCUGAGUAUGAAGUAACCGUCGGCGAUGCUUCAUCAAAGAUCACUUUGACCGUUGAAGAAGCAGCCAUUGACUUCAUCCGCAAACUCUCAGAUGUUGAAGUGGGAGAGCUGCCUGGCACUGCCAUUCUAGAAUGUGAGCUCAACAAGCCAGACGUACCGGUCAAAUGGUACCGGGGCAACCAGGCACUGUCGCCUAGCAACAAGUACAAGAUGGUGGAUGAUGGCCCCGUACAUAGGUUACACAUCACUGAUAUUGAUGGCGAGGAUGAGGGCCCAUAUUCUGUCAUCGUAAAGGGACAGAAAUCCGAGGCAUCGGUCUUUGUGGAAGUACCACCGGCAUUAUUCUUGGACAAGAAAUUCACGGAAACCGUUACCUUAAAACGAGGUCAGUCGACAGCAUUCGAGAUACCGUUCAUGGGCAGCCCACAACCAAUUGUCACAUGGAUGUACAACGGAGGCGAAUUGCCUGACAAGAAACGCAUGGAAGUGCAGACUAUCAGAAACAUGACCACAUGUCGACUAGGCAAAGUUAUUCGCACUGAUGCUGGCGAAUACACUCUCACACUUGAAAACCCAGUUGGCAAAGCUACCCUGACGAUAACGCUCAACGUUCUAGACAAGCCUUCAGCACCUGAGAAUCUCUCUGUCUCUGACAUCACAAACUCGUCAUGCCUGUUGCACUGGGAGACACCGAAGGACAAUGGAGGCUGCGAGAUCACUCAAUACGUGGUAGAGAAGCGAGAGGCCAACAGGCGCUCGUGGAACAAUGUCGGCACCUCAGUCACGCUCGAGUUGAGUGUAACCCAACUGGUGAAAAACACUCAGUACGUACUUCGAGUGGCUGCACAGAAUGAGGUCGGUGUCGGAGAAUUUGCAGAGCUAGCCGAGCCUGUCACUGCCAAGGAAACAUUUGUUGUGCCAGAUGCUCCAGAAGCACCGAAGGUCACAGAGAUCUCCAAGUCCAUGGCAACCAUUGCCUGGCAACCUCCAACCAGAGACGGGGGAUCCCCCAUCACUGGGUACCUGGUGGAGCGCAAGUCAGACGUUGCUAAUCGCUGGAUCUCUGUCACCAAGAAGCCUGUUACUGAGACCAGUCUGAGUGACAAGGAGCUUGCUGAGGACACGACAUACCAGUAUCGCGUCAUUGCUGUGAACAAGGCUGGUAACAGCAAACCCAGUGAGCCGUCUGAACCAGUUAAGGCAAAGGAUCUCAUUGAUAAACCAAGCCAGCCUGGCAAGCCAGAGGUGUUAGGUAAGGACAAAUCCUCGGUAGUGCUGAAAUGGUCCCCACCUUGCAAAGAGAGUGGUGCACCAGUAGGCUACGUCAUCGAAUACCGCAAACCUGGAACCCAGACCUGGCAACGGGCCAACAGCCUGCCGGUCAAGGAACUGACGUACAGUGUGACGAGUCUACGCGAGGGUGAAGAGUACGAGUUCAGGGUCACAGCAGAGAACCCUGCCGGCCCAGGACCUGCCAGCGAUGUGUCACAGAGUGUGAAGGUGGAGGUGCCUCUGGAUGGCGUUCCACCCAUGAUUCUAGAGCCACUCAGUGAUGUUGCCGUGGUUGCACCAAAGGACGCCAUCUUGGAAUGUGACAUUGACCUUGGGGAGCCAGAGGCUGAAAUCAAAUGGUUCAAGGGCAACAAGGAGGUAAAGAAGAGCUCCAAGUAUGAGAUGAGUUACGAGGAUGAGGUUGCCUCCCUUGUCAUUCACAAGACUGAGCCUGAGGACGCUGGGAUGUACGCCGUGCAGGCUGCUAACCCCAUGGGUCAGGUCAAGUCUGAAGGGAACCUGGCUGUACAUACACAUCCAAAACUCGAUUACGACAACCGCCUCAAGGGCGUACAGAACAUCAAAGCAGGCACCACGCUGUCUCUGACAGUGAACACCAGCGGUAUUCCCAACCCAACCAUCGCAUGGCUCCUGGAUGAGGAACCAGUGGAGAAGAGCGGUCGUAUCACCAUAGAGACCGUGGAAGGCAAGACCACUCUUACUAUCAAGAACACGACAGCAGACGACACGGGUCUCUACACUGUGGAGGCUGAAAAUAUUGUCGGAAAGGCUGUGGCAGACUUUGACGUCAAUGUCAAAGACAAGCCUUCCAAGCCUCUCAACCUCACGGUUACCGAGGUAAUGAAGGACUCCAUAGUGUUGUCAUGGCAACCCCCUGCCAGCACUGGGGGAAGUGACAUCGGCGCUUACAUCAUCGAAAAGCGCGAUGCCAAGAGAAACGUCUGGACCAAAGUCGACAAAGUUACAGGAUCCACCAACACCUACGCUGUCCAAAAGCUCCUGGAAGGCAACGAGUACUAUUUCCGUGUUGCGGCUGAAAACGAUAUUGGCCUUGGUGACUCUGCUGAACUGGAAGCUCCUAUUCAAGCAAAGUGCCCGUUUGACGUCCCAGAUUCGCCGACUCAUCUCCAAGCAACCGAGGUCACAAAAGACUCUAUAACAUUGACUUGGGAGGUGCCCCAGAAAGAUGGCGGCUCACCAAUCACGGGCUACAUCCUGGAGAAGUGUCAGUUGCCUGGUAACCGCUGGGUCAAGGUCAGCAAGAAGCCGAUACCAGACACGAUGUUCAUUGUUCCGGACCUGUCAGAAAACAUGGAGUACAAGUUCCGUAUUGCUGCAGAGAAUGCCAUUGGAGUGGGAAAACCAUCAGAGCCAACCAGUGCGAUUGUAGCAAAAGCCCCCUAUGACAAGCCAAGUGCACCCGGAGUGCCUAAUGUCACACAAGUCACAAAUGACUCAGCAACUUUGGAGUGGACCCCACCCACACAAGAUGGUGGAAGUCCUGUGACCAAUUACUUCAUAGAGUACAAAGCACAAUCGGGCCAAAGAUGGCUACCAGGCAGCAAGGGAGAAGAAGUACCCACAAGUCAAUACACUGUCAAGGAUCUAGUGGAAGGAGAGGUUUAUGAGUUUAGAGUUACUGCAGAGAACAAAGCAGGCUCAGGGAAACCUUCCGACGUCUCUGAGAACAUCACAAUUAAAGCACCGAUUGUUGGGGAAGCGCCAUCAGUGCUGGAAUGCCUGCCUGACGUGUCUGUUCUCCUCGGGGAGACUGCGUACUUGGAGUGCAAGAUACGAGGGGAACCAAGCCCGACCAUCGCCUGGUUCCGAGACACGACGGAGAUCAAGGAGAGCAAGAAGUAUCAGAUGGACUACACCGACAUGGUGGCCAGCAUCAAGAUUCACGAGGCAACUGAACGCGACGCUGCCAGUAUCACCUGUGAGGCCUCAAAUGAGCUGGGAUCAGUGAAGACUAGCGGUCAACUCGAAGUGCAAGACAAACCCAAACUGACGUAUGACAACAAGUACCUACAGGUGACCCUCAAAGCAGGAACUAGCCUGCGCAUACCUGUGCAGGUGUCCGGUCUGCCCAAGCCCUCCCUGACUUGGAGCAAGGAUGACAAACCAGUCCAGUCACAGGGACGCUUGACCAUUGACCUCGCUGACCGAUCCACGACCUUGGCCGUAAAGAAGGUCACGCGUGAGGAUGACGGAGUGUACGCCUUGCUGGCAGAGAAUGAGGCGGGAACUGCUGCUGCUGAAUUUGAUGUGGAAGUUAUAGAUGUUCCUGACAAGCCAGCCAGUCUCGAUGUGGACGAGGUCACCAGAGAUACAGUAGCACUGUCAUGGCAACCACCCAAGGACGACGGUGGCUCCAAUGUCCUGACCUACAUUCUGGAACGUCGCGAACAGGGGCGGUCCAUGUGGAUGAAGGUCACCACGAUUCCAGCGGAGGAGAUGUCGUUUGUUGUUAAGGACCUCACUGAAGGAAAAGAAUACUUCUUCCGCAUUUCAGCAGAAAACGAAGUGGGAAUAUCUGAGCCCUGGGAACUAAGUGCAUCAGUAACACCGAAGAGCGGUUUUGAUGUCCCAGGGGCACCUGUUGGUCCUCUUGAGGUGUCUGACAUCACGGCGGAUAGUGUCAGGUUGUCAUGGCAACCACCCAAGUAUGACGGCGGAACCCCUGUCACGAAGUACAUCGUGGAGAAAUGUGACACUAAAAAGAUGGCCUGGACUGCAGUGGCGGAAGUUGAUGCCAGCACAUUGACUCACGUAGUGCCAAAGCUGGUUGAGGAUCAGCCAUAUUUGUUCCGAGUGUCGGCCAUUAACGGGGAAGGUCAAGGAAAGCCACUUUCGACUGAACUGGAGGUCAAACCAAAGGCCCCAGCUGAAGUUCCAAGCAAACCAUCAGGGCAACUCACCUUGACCAAACCAACAAAGGACAGUGUGACCCUGACCUGGAAUGCACCCAAGAAAGAUGGCGGCGCCCCAAUCAAGGGCUACAAAAUAGAGGUCUCCAAUGACGGUAAAGCAUGGAAAGACCUAGAUGCUGUGAACAAACUGAUGACACAAUACACUGCUAAGAAUCUUGAACCAGGACAGGACUAUUACUUCAGAGUUUCGGCAGAGAAUGAUGUCGGCUUUGGAGAACCUUUGACAUCUGAGCUGUUCAAGCCAGUGAAACCUAUAGCUGAACCAGAAAAACCAGAAUCCGUAGAAAUCUUGGACAUCCAGAAAACAUCAGUCAAACUCCAAUGGACUCCACCGACGAGUGAUGGGGGGUCACCUAUCACAGGCUAUGUGAUAGAGAAGAGGGACAUGAAGCGUCCAACAUGGACCUCGGCUGGCAAAGCACCAAAGGAUGCGACUGAAUUCACAGUCGACAAGCUCCUGGAGGGAGGGGAGUACAUGUUCCGCGUGAUUGCUGAGAACAAGAAAGGGGCCAGCAAGCCUACUGAGACCAAGGAUGUCGUGGUCACCAAGAGUCCAUUUGCUGUGCCAGGUAAACCUGAAGGGCCUCUAUUGGUUGAGAACAUUACCCAGAAUUCUGUGGAUCUCUCAUGGCAACCACCUGCAACAGAUGGCGGAUCACCAAUCAAGCACUACCUCAUUGAAUACCUGCCAACCAAUAAAACCUCGUGGAUCAAGGCUGGAACAACUGUUGGCCCAGUGACAGAGUUCACGGUGAAAGACUUGAUAGAAGACAACAAGUACUUGUUCCGUGUGUCUGCUGUCAAUGAUGAGGGAACCAGCAAACCAUUGGAGAGUGAAGCACCAAUCAAACCAAGCAAGGAAAUCACCGUGCCCAGUGCACCCCAAGAUCUUGCAGUAGUCAAGGUGGACAAGGACUCAGUCACUCUGGAAUGGAAGGCACCGGCCAACGAUGGAGGCUCGAAGAGAACCGCUUUCAUAGUCAGCCAACUUGACGUGAAAUCCGACCAAUGGGUGAAGAUAGCCACUCUGAAGCCAGCUGAGCUGGUGUACAAGGUUAAAGACCUGCCAGAAAAGAAGUUCUAUUUCUCAGUCGCAGCCGAAAAUGCGGCCGGAAUCGGACCUGCAGCUGAGACUGAGAAAUCUGUUAAGCCGCAGUUCCCAGCAGGACCUCCUAGCGCUCCUAUUGGCCCAUUAACUGCAUCUAACAUCAGUGGAACUCAAUUGACACUGUCAUGGCAACCACCUGAACACGACGGUGGUUCCCCACUCACUGGGUAUUUCAUAGAGAAGAGAGAGGGAAUCAAACAGUUCUGGGGCAAGGUUGUGAAAAUCCCAGCAGACUCUGAAACGUAUCAGGUCAAGGACCUCGUAGAGGGAACCAGCUACCUGUUCAGAGUGUCUGCUGAGAAUAAAGAUGGAACCAGCAAGCCACUUGAAAUGUUGGAACCUGUCACUGCGCCCAAGAGCACUAGCAAAGUACCAGAAAAACCAGUAGGACCCAUCGACAUUUCAAACCUGAAGUCUGACUCUGUGACCUUGACCUGGAGACCCCCUAGCAACGAUGGAGGCUCCCCCGUUACCGGCUACAACGUUGAAUACCGUGACAUCCGCACACCGACAUGGCAGAAGGCUGGAUCAGUGGAUGCAGUAACCACUUCCUGGACACAGAACAAGCUGCUUGACGACACGGAGUAUAUGUUCAAGGUCACAGCCUUGAAUAAGAUCGGUCAGAGCGCGGCCUUGGAGACAAAUACCCUUGUUAAACCACAGAAGCUAUUAGGUGCCCCUGACAAGCCAACAGAUGUCAAGGUCAAGGACAUCAGAAACGACACUGUGACCUUGAACUGGGGAAAACCCAAACAAGAUGGCGGGUCAAAGGUCACCGGAUACAAAGUGCUUAUGAAGGAGGACGACAAAGAAUGGCAGGAAAUUGCCAAAUUGAAAUCAGUAGACGACGAAUACAAGGCCAAGGAUCUGAAACCGGGCAGAAAAUACAGCUUUGCAGUCGUUGCGGAGAAUAAAGUUGGGGAGAGUGAGGCUGCUGAGACUGUGAAUCCAGUGGAGAUGAAGAAGAUGGCAACCAAGCCUGGGCCACCCGAGGGACCCAUUGUGUUCUCAGACAUCAAGAAGACCUCAGUGGUGAUUGAAUGGAAACCCAGCCUGGAAGAUGGAGGAGCAAAGAUCACUGGCUACUACGUUGAAAUAUGCGAAUCCCCCAAGUCCACAUGGAGUCGCUGCACCUCUACGACCGCUGACAUCACGUCUUACUGCGUACAGCGCCUCAAGGAACGCCAGCAAUACUUCUUCAGGGUGUUUGCUGAGAACAAGAUUGGACGCUCAGAAGCCCUUGUGUCUGACGGAGUUGUUGUGAAAUCUCAAAUUGAAGUCCCUGAUGUCCCAGUGGGCCCUGUGGAAUUCUCUGAUAUCACCAAGGAUUCAGUAACCUUGACCUGGAAACCUCCCAGCAAAGAUGGAGGCUCAGAGGUCACAGGUUAUGUCAUUGAGCAGCGAGACACCAAACGCACAUCCUGGAUCAAGUCAGGAAAUAUACCUGCUGGAAAAAACAUUUUCACAGCUUCCAAGCUUCUGGAAGACAAUGAGUAUGUGUUCAGGAUCAUUGCAGAGAAUGCUGAAGGUCAAAGUUCACCACUGGAAUCCGGACUUGUAAAACCAACCAGACCAAAAUCUGUGCCUGAUUCCCCCACAAACAUCAAUGUCAAGGACAUUAAAGAAACCAAGCUGACCUUGACCUGGAAACCACCUAAGCACGAUGGUGGAGCAAAAGUAGAAGCAUUUGUCAUCCGAAUGAAGGAGAAUGACAAUGAUUGGUCAGAUCUGAUCAAGGUCAAGGCUUUUGACAAUGACUUCAUAGUAGACAACCUUGUCCCUGACAAGAAAUACCAGUUUGCUGUCCUGGCUGAAAACUCAGUUGGCCUUGGCCCUGCUGUUGAGACUACUACACCAACUGUUCUGAAACGAAAACCAGUUAAGCCAUCUGCACCUAAGGGACCAAUUGAAUUCUCCAACAUCCAGCGCACAUCUCUUACUGUUACCUGGCAACCUCCAGAAAGUGACGGAGGAGCUCCAAUCAAGCAGUACACCUUGGAGGUCAGGGAGAGUACAAGGACAAUCUGGAACAAGGUCACAAAGCUCAAAGCCGGCAUCACAUCGUACAAUGUACAGAACUUGAAAGAGAAGCAGGAGUAUGUGUUCCAAGUGUUUGCUGAGAAUGAAGUAGGCCAGUCUGAUGCACUGUUGUCAGACACUGUGACCUUGACCUCGCCACAUGAUGUGCCAUCCAAACCCAUUGGCCCUCUGCUUGUGUCUAACCUUACUGAGACCUCAGUCAUGCUGUCAUGGCAACCACCUGCCUAUGAUGGAGGGUCAGAGGUCACAGGCUAUCUGAUAGAGGUCAAACACCCAACAGAUGCAACAUGGAGAAAGCUUUCUGACCUGCCAGCAGACAUGACCAAGUACAAGGCCCUAAACCUACUCACAGGCAAUGACUACAACUUCCGAGUGAUGGCCAUCAAUGUGGAAGGCAACAGUGCUCCACUGGAGACUGACACCACAGUCCAGAUCAGGAAACUGGCUGAGACACUGGCUGGUGCCCCUGACAAGCCUACAGAUUUCAAGGUCAAGGACAUCAGAAGUGACAACGUGACCUUGAACUGGGGAAAACCCAAACAAGAUGGCGGGUCAAAGGUCACCGGAUACAAAGUGCUUAUGAAGGAGGACGACAAAGAAUGGCAGGAAAUUGCCAAAUUGAAAUCAGUAGACGACGAAUACAAGGCCAAGGAUCUGAAACCGGGCAGAAAAUACAGCUUUGCAGUUGUUGCGGAGAAUAAAGUUGGGGAGAGUGAGGCUGCUGAGACUGUGAAUCCAGUAGAGAUGAAGAAGAUGGCAACCAAGCCUGGGCCACCUGAGGGACCCAUUGUGUUCUCAGACAUCAAGAAGACCUCAGUGGUGAUUGAAUGGAAACCCAGCCUGGAGGAUGGAGGAGCUAAGAUCACUGGCUACUAUGUUGAAAUAUGCGAAGCCCCUAAGUCCACAUGGAGUCGCUGCACCUCAACGACCGCCGACAUCACGUCUUACUGCGUACAGCGCCUCAAGGAACGCCAGCAAUACUUCUUCAGGGUGUUUGCUGAGAACAAGAUUGGACGCUCAGAGGCCCUGGUGUCUGACGGAGUUGUUGUGAAAUCUCAAUUAGAAGUCCCUGAUGCCCCUGUGGGCCCUGUGGAAUUCUCUGAUAUCACCAAGGAUUCAGUGACCUUGACCUGGAAACCUCCCAUCAAAGAUGGAGGCUCAGAGGUCACAGGCUAUGUCAUUGAGCAGCGAGACACCAAGCGCACAUCCUGGAUCAAGUCAGGAACUGUACCUGCAGGGAAAACAAUUUUCACAGUUUCCAAGCUUCUUGAAGACAAUGAGUAUGUGUUCAGGAUCAUUGCAGAGAAUGCUGAAGGUCAAAGUUCACCACUGGAAUCUGGACCUGUUAAACCAUCCAGACCAAAAUCUGUGCCUGAUGCACCCACAAACAUCAAUGUCAAGGACAUUAAAGAAACCAAGCUGACCUUGACCUGGAAACCACCUAAGCACGAUGGUGGUGCAAAAAUAGAAGCAUUUGUCAUCCGAAUGAAGGAGAAUGACAAUGAUUGGUCAGAUCUGAUCAAGGUCAAGGCUUUUGACAAUGACUUCAUAGUAGACAACCUUGUCCCUGACAAGAAAUACCAGUUUGCUGUCCUGGCUGAAAACUCAGUUGGCCUUGGCCCUGCUGUUGAGACCACUACACCAACUGUUCUGAAACGAAAACCAGUUAAACCAUCUGCACCUAAGGGACCAAUUGAAUUCUCCAACAUCCAGCGAACAUCUCUUACUGUUACCUGGCAAGCUCCAGAAAGUGACGGAGGAGCACCAAUCAAGCAGUACACCUUGGAGGUCAGGGAGAGUUCAAGGACAAUCUUUAACAAGGUCACAAAGCUCAAAGCUGGCAUCACAUCUUACAACGUACAGAACUUGAAAGAGAAGCAGGAGUAUGUGUUCCAAGUGUUUGCAGAGAAUGAAGUAGGCCAGUCUGAUGCACUGAUGUCAGACAAUGUGACCUUGACUUCACCACAUGAUGUGCCAUCCAAACCCAUUGGCCCACUGCUUGUGUCUGACCUUACUGAGAGCUCAGUCACGCUGUCAUGGCAACCACCUGCCUAUGAUGGAGGGUCAGAGGUCACAGGCUAUCUGAUAGAGGUCAAACAACCAACAGAUUCAACAUGGAGAAAGCUUGCUGACCUGCCAGCAGACAUGACCAAGUACAAGGCCCUAAACCUACUCACAGGCAAUGACUACAACUUCCGAGUGAUGGCCAUCAAUGUGGAAGGCAACAGUGCUCCACUAGAGACUGACACCACAGUCCAGAUCAGGAAACUGGCUGAGACACUGGCUGGUGCCCCUGACAAGCCUACAGAUGUCAAGGUCAAGGACAUCAGAAAUGACAACGUGACCUUGAACUGGGGAAAACCCAAACAAGAUGGUGGGUCAAAGGUCACCGGAUACAAAGUGCUUAUGAAGGAGGACGACAAAGAAUGGCAGGAAAUUGCCAAAUUGAAAUCAGGAGACGACGAAUACAAGGCCAAGGAUCUGAAACCCAGCAGAAAAUACAGCUUUGCAGUCGUUGCGGUGAAUAAAGUUGGGGAGAGUGAGGCUGCUGAGACUGUGAAUCCAGUGGAGAUGAAGAAGAUGGCAACCAAGCCUGGGCCACCCGAGGGACCCAUUGUGUUUUCAGACAUCAAGAAGACCUCAGUGGUGAUUGAAUGGAAACCCAGCCUGGAGGAUGGAGGAGCAAAGAUCACUGGCUACUAUGUUGAAAUAUGCGAAGCCCCUAAGUCCACAUGGAGUCGCUGCACCUCUACCACCGCCGACAUCACGUCUUACUGCGUACAGCGCCUCAAGGAACGACAGCAGUACUUCUUCAGGGUGUUUGCUGAGAACAAGAUUGGACGCUCAGAGGCUCUUGUGUCUGAUGGAGUUGUCGUGAAAUCUCAAUUUGAAGUCCCUGAUGCCCCUGUGGGCCCUGUGGAAUUCUCUGAUAUCACCAAGGAUUCAGUGACCUUGACCUGGAAACCUCCCAUCAAAGAUGGAGGCUCAGAGGUCACAGGCUAUGUCAUUGAGCAGCGAGACACCAAGCGCACAUCCUGGAUCAAGUCAGGAACUGUACCUGCUGGAAAAACCGUUUUCACAGCUUCCAAGCUUCUGGAAGACAAUGAGUAUAUGUUCAGGAUCAUUGCUGAGAAUGCUGAAGGUCAAAGUACACCACUUGAAUCUGGACCUGUUAAACCAACCAGACCAAAAUCUGUGCCUGAUGCCCCCACAAACAUCAAUGUCAAGGACAUUAAAGAAACUAAACUUACCUUGACCUGGAAACCACCUAAGCAUGAUGGUGGAGCAAAAAUAGAAGCAUUUGUCAUCCGAAUGAAGGAGAAUGACAAUGAUUGGUCAGAUCUGAUCAAGGUCAAGGCCUUUGACAGUGACUUCAUAGCAGACAACCUUGUCCCUGACAAGAAAUACCAGUUUGCUGUCCUGGCUGAAAACUCAGUUGGCCUUGGCCCUGCCGUUGAGACCACUUCACCAACUGUUCUGAAACGAAAACCAGUUAAGCCAUCUGCACCCAAAGGCCCAAUAGAAUUCUCCAACAUCCAGCGCACAUCUCUGACUGUUACCUGGCAACCUCCAGAAAGUGAUGGAGGAGCUCCAAUCAAGCAGUACACCUUGGAGGUCAGGGAGAGUUCAAGGACAAUCUGGAACAAGGUCACAAAGCUCAAAGCAGGCAUCACAUCUUACAGUGUACCGAACUUGAAAGAGAAGCAGGAGUAUGUGUUCCAAGUGUUUGCAGAGAAUGAAGUAGGCCAGUCUGAUGCGCUGUUGUCAGACACUGUGACCUUGACUUCACCACAUGUUGUGCCAUCCAAACCAAUUGGCCCACUACUUGUGUCUGACCUUACUGAGAUCUCAGCCAUGCUGUCAUGGCAACCACCUGCCUACGAUGGAGGGUCAGAGGUCAAAGGCUAUCUUGUAGAGGUCAAACACCCGACAGAUGCAACAUGGAGAAAGCUUGCUGACCUGCCAGCAGACAUGACCAAGUACAAGGCCCUAAACCUACUCACAGGCAAUGACUACAACUUCAGAGUGAUGGCCAUCAAUGUGGAAGGCAACAGUGCUCCACUAGAGACUGACACCACAGUCCAGAUCAGGAAACUAGCUGACACGCCAACUGCACCAGCUUCUCUCAGUGUUGAGAAGAUCACACCGACCUCUGUUGACCUUCACUGGACUCCACCCACCAGAGAUGGAGGAUCAAAGGUCACAGGUUACCGAAUCUUCAAGGCCACGACCCCUGGGGACUGGCAGGAGGUUGGUAAAGCAUCUAGGAUUGCUGACACCUUCACAGUGCCUGGUCUUACAGAAGGAGACAUAUAUUACUUUGCUGUUGCCGCAGAAAACGAGGCUGGACUUGGACCCAAAGCUGAACUUGCAGCCCCAGUUAAAGCAGAGAAACCAAAAGAAAAGCCCUCAGCCCCUGAGUCCCCUCUGGAAGCAUCUGACAUCACAGGGGAGAGCCUCACGUUGUCAUGGCAGCCAAGCAAGAAUGAUGGUGGCUCACCAAUUUCUGCUUAUGUCAUGGAAAUGAGAGAAACCUGGAAAUCUAAAUAUAGACCAUGCGGAAAAACCCAGCCAGAUGACCUUGCGUUCAAGGUUGCAGGUUUGAAGGAUGGAGAUGAGUAUUUCUUCAGGGUGUGUGCCGAAAAUGUGGCCGGACAGUCUGAGUUCCUGGAAAUGAAGAAAGCAGUCAAAGUUGAAACACCAAAGACUGCCCCAAGUCCACCUGCAGGUGUCAAGGUCACUCAGGUCAACAAGGCCAGCGCCAACAUUGAGUGGAAGCCACCCGCAAACACAGGAGGCUCCAAGAUCCGCAACUAUCGCAUCUACAAGAGCCACGAGGGCAAAGACGAUUGGAAGGAGGUUGAGACCACCGACCAGUUCAAACUGGCCACCGAGGUCCCCAACCUGAAGUGGGAGAAGAAUUACUUGUUGGCAGUGACAGCUGAGAAUGACAUUGAUGAGAGUGAGAUGGCCAUCAUACCUGAACCAGUCCGCAUUGACAAACCGCAAGACACGCCUUCCCCGCCUGUGGGACCAAUCCUGUUCUCCAACAUUAACAAGACCUGUGCGACAGCUUCUUGGGAAAAGAGCAAGAGCACUGGGGGAUCGCCAAUCACGCACUACAUCGUUGACAUUCGUGAGAAAUCGAAGAGAGUCUGGACUCAUGUUACAGAUGUGCGAUCCGAUGCUCAGAAUCUGUCCUGUCAAAUUCCUGACCUUAUUGAAGGUCAAGAGUACCUGAUACAGGUCAAGGCUGUGAACUCGGUUGGAGCCUCUAAGCCUCUGGAGUCUGACACGACCUUGAAACCUCAGAGCCCUUUCACACCUCCUUCCGUGCCAAGAGAGCUUAAUUCAGGGGGGCUAACCCACCAAUCGGUUACGCUUGACUGGAAACCACCAACCAAUGAUGGUGGAGCACCAAUUUCUUUCUACUAUGUUGAGAAACGAGAGAAGACCUAUGGCUCUUGGAAACCGGAAAAGAAACUUGCUGCCAUGGAAACCAGUUUGGAGAUCAUGGGGUUAAAGGAAGGAGUGGAGUAUUAUUUCAAAGUGUGUGCUGAAAAUGAGGCGGGCAAGGGUCCCUUCACUGACAUGCUUGGACCUGUGAAACCUUCCAAGCAGAAAACUGUACCUGACAAACCAGUCGGACCAGUCAAGUUCAAGGAAGUCGAUACGACCAGCGUGACGUUUGAAUGGCAACCACCGAAGCAUGACGGCGGAUCCAAAAUCAGUGGAUACAAGGUCUCCGUGACAACAGACCAGAAGGUCUGGACUGACAUUACAAUCUCCCAGAAAACAAUCCACACGGCCAAGGAACUGCGCACAGAGCAGUCAUAUCACUUCAGAAUUAUUGCUUUCAAUGAUGUUGGCGAUAGCAAGCCUUUGGACUCGGAAGAAAUCAUCUGCCAGACACCAAAAUCUGUGCCAAGCCGGCCAAACGAGCCCCUGGAAACUAAGCCUGUUACCAAGGAUACCAUGGAAUUGUCAUGGCAACCACCAGCAUCAGAUGGAGGCUUACCAAUCACAGGCUACAUCAUAGAAAAGUCUGACAAGUAUCGCACACGCUGGGUACCCACAGAGAAAACGGCAGGCGACAGUACGACAGUCGUGUUGAAGAACUUGCCGACUGGUUCAGAGGUUGUCUACAGAGUGGCAGCUGUGAAUAGACUGGGCACUGGCGAAUUCCUGGAAAUGAAGCAGCCAGUCCUUGUAAAGAGUCCUUAUGACGUGCCGUCUGCCCCACAAGGCCCCAUAGUAAUCUCUGACGUCACAGAAACCAGCUGCUCCCUGAAAUGGAAGCCGUCUGACAAGGAUGGUGGUCAAUCAAUCAUAAAGUAUGUAAUCGAAGUGCGCGAGGCACGCAGGAGCAUGUGGAGCCAGUCUGGAACAGUGGAACCCAACGUGACUCAAUUUAACCCAAAGAAUCUCAGUGUAGGAAAUGAAUAUUACUUCCGAGUUAAGGCUGUCAAUUCGGAAGGUGAGAGUGCACCAUUGGAGGCUGCAGAAACGGUCAAGCCCAAACAGAAAAUUGAACCACCAAGCGAGCCUCAGAAGCUUGCUGUGGACAAGGUCACAGACAAAGAUGUCUCCCUGACAUGGAGGGCACCGAAAUCAGAUGGCGGUUCCCGUGUCAAGCAAUACAAGAUCUUCAAGAAGUCUGAUAAGCCAGGGGCUGUGUGGACCGACGCUGGCGUGGUGGACUCUAGCCGUACUGACGCAACUAUUAGUGGAUUGUCACCUGACGAGAAGUACACAUUUGCAGUGAUGGCUGAAAAUGAGAUGGGACUGGGAGAAAUGGCGGAAACUGUGCGACCGGUCACCCUGGAGAAGCCUCUCGCUGCUCCAUCGCCACCAGAGGGCCCACUUGAAGUCAAGGACAUUGCUAAAAAUAGCGUGACCUUGACCUGGAAAGAAAGUCUAGAAGACGGGGGCUCACCAAUCACCCACUACCUCCUGGAGAUGAAAGAAGCCUGGAAGACCACGUGGACGUAUGUGGAGAAGAAACGUGCGUCAGAGACCAGUCACAAACUGGGUCGCCUAAUAGAGGGCACUGAGUACAUGGUCAGGGUCAUGGCUGAGAACAAAGUGGGUCAGAGCAAACCCCUGGAAAGCGAGAAAUUCACACCGAGAAAUCUCUAUGGCCUGCCCUCUGCACCCAAGGGACCCCUGAGGGUAUCAGACGCAACAGACAAAUCAUGCAAACUCUCUUGGCAAGAGCCUGAAAGUGAUGGAGGAAAACCAGUCAAGCAGUACGUUGUGGAACGUCGCGAUUCCAAGAAGUUCACGUGGACCCCAGUGGAGACCGUUCGUGGGAAAACCCUGUCAUGUGAGGUGACCAGGCUCAUCGAGGGAAUGGAGUAUGGUUUCCGAGUGUUUGCUGAGAACGAAGAAGGCAGAAGUCCUGCGUUAGAGACCACUGAGACCCUCAUAUGCAGGAAGUCAGCAGUCAAACCAGAUGCCAUCUCAGGAAAACUGCGUACCAGUGACCUUGACCUUGAUGCUGUGACCUUGUCAUGGCAACCACCCCUUAGUGACGGAGGUUCACCAAUAACCAAGUACAUCCUUGAGGCCAAAGACACGACAUCGGGCCUUUGGAAACUGAUUGCAGAGGUGCCGAGGACUGCAACCUCGUACCGUGUGAAGGACCUCGUGGAAGGUGUGGAGUACGACUUCAGAAUCAUGGCUGAGAAUAGCGUGGGGCGGAGCAAACCGGUUGAGACUGACCAGUCUGUGAUGCCUGUCAGACCAUUAGAUGUUCCAUCUUCUCCAACGGGACCCCUAAGGUCAAGUGACCUGACAAAGGAUUCCGUCGUGCUGUCAUGGCAACCACCAAAAGACGAUGGCGGGUCACCAGUCACCGGCUACGUGAUUGACAAGAUCGAUCUGGAUCAGGGCGGAUGGGUGCGAGCGGCGAGAGUACCUGCUGAUGUCACGUCUCACACCUUCCAGAAUCUAAGCAAGGAUCAUCGUUACAAUUUCCGCGUGUACGCUGAAAACAAGAUCGGAACCAGUGAGCCUAUUCAGCUGUUUGAACCUGUGCGACCAACCAGUGGAAUAUCCACUCCCUCAGCACCCCAGAAUCUGAAGGCUGUCGAGGUAACGAGUGACUCCGUCUCGCUGGAAUGGUCUGCUCCUGAGUCAACAGGUGGUGCCCCUAUCAUCGGCUACACUGUGGAACGACGGGACAUGAGCCGCCCGCAGUGGACCCGAGUGUCGAGGGUAGAACCAGGCACGAUGACCUUCACCCUGUCCAAGCUGCUCGAAGGAAAAUCAUACAGUUUCCGUGUGACGGCAGAGAAUCUGGAAGGACUGGGAGAGGCAGCUGUUUUAGACAAACCAGUCAUGCCUGAACAAGAAAUUGGCGUGCCAGGUGCCCCAGAGGUCCUCGAGACAAUGAGUAUGGAGAAGGACUCUGUAACUCUCCGAUGGAAGAAACCGCGGUCCGAUGGUGGGUCAAAGGUCACUAACUACCUCCUGGAGCGCCGUGAAGAGUUCAAGGACGAUUGGUCAAAGGUCAAGAAAGUGGACAACUUUGUGUUCACACAUCAAGUCAAGGACCUUCUGCCAGAGAAGAAGUACUAUUUCCGUGUGAGCGCUAAAAAUAGCAUUGGAUAUGGUCCACCAACCGAUCUGCAGGAACCCGUGAUUCCAAGCAGACCUGCAGACAAACCAGGCAAGCCCAAAGGCCCGCUAGAGGUCAGUGAGGUCAACGCUGACCACGUACGGUUGUCAUGGCAACCACCAGAGAGUGACGGCGGGUCAAGACUUACGGGCUAUCUCGUGGAAAAGUGUGAGGCUCGCCGACCCAAGUGGAUGCGUGUGGCUCGCGUUGAUGCCACAGAGUUGAAGGCUGACAUUGACAAUCUGGUGGAAAACACGGACUACUUUUUCCGUGUCAUUGCGGAGAACAGGAUGGGACUGAGCUCUCCAUUGGAGACAGACAAACCAGUGAAACCAGUCAGCCCAUACAAUCCACCAAGUGCCCCAGUCGGACCAAUCAAGAUCCUUCAAGUGUCCCGAGACUCAGCCUCCCUCAGCUGGGAACCACCUAUGUCUGAUGGUGGCUUACCAAUCACAAACUACCUGGUGGAGAUGCGGGAGGGAACCAGACGUAUGUACACCCACGUGGGUCGCACCGAGGCAGACCGCACAAAGAUCACUGUUCCUGGUCUACGAGAGGACGUCGAGUAUCACUUCAAGGUGUUUGCCGAAAACAAGGUGGGAACCAGUCCAGGGCUUGAGACACAGGACCCAGUCGUCCCGAAGAAGAAAUAUGAGGUACCAAGGCCCCCAGAAGCCUUCCACGCCUCAGACAUCAGCAAGACUUCCCUCACGUUGUCAUGGGAACCACCAUUUGGUGACGACACCAUCAGCGGUUACGUGAUAGAGAAGAAGAAACUCCACGGCGAUGACUGGUCUCGUGUUGUACGAGUUCCUGGCAAGGUGCGCAGUCACAAUGUCACCGGACUGCCCAUUGGUAGUCAGUUCAAUUUCCGCAUUGCUGCAGAAAACCCUGCUGGCAUGAGUGAGCUUGUUGAACUUCCAGUUGUUGUUGAGCUCAAAGGAAGCAAAGACAAACCCGGUGCCCCUGCUAAGGCCCCUGAAGUUCUAGAAGUAGGCCCCAAAUACUGCAGCCUGUCCUGGGAGCCCCCAGCAACGGACGGCGGGUCCCCUGUAACCGGUUACCACGUGGAGAAGGCGGACCUUUCCGGUACCCGCUGGAUGCCGGUAACCAAGGCACCAGUGAAGGACACAAAACUAAAGUUGACAGACCUGCUGGAGGAUAUUCCGUACAGUUUCCGAGUGCGUGCCGAGAACAAGGAGGGAGUCGGGGAGCCAUCCCCUUCGUCCGAGAACAUUUACUGUAGUUCUCGAAUUGCUACUGCCCCACCCAAGUUUAUCAAGGCGAUCAGCAAUCUGACUGUUUGUGAAGGAAAGGAGACCAAGUUUACGUGCGAAAUCACGGGCAUGCCACGCCCCGAGGUCACAUGGUAUAAAAACUAUCGUGAGAUCUUCAGUGGUCGUCGUUACGAGGUCAAGUCCGAAGGCACGACGUACACGCUGGUAAUCAGGUCGACUGAAGAGGCAGAUAUGGGCGGCAUUGAGUGCUCAGCAAGAAAUAAGUUUGGCAAUGCAUCGUCAAGGGCCACGCUCGAUGUUGAAUCUCUACCAAAGAUUCAUGACGUGCCUGCACGAUACUACGAAGGCUUGAAAUUCUGUUGUGGUGACAGCAUCCACGCCAGGAUAAUGUUCACUGGUCGACCCGAACCCAAAGUGACAUGGACCAGAGAUGGCAAAACUGUCGCAACAUCGAAACGCGUCGAGAUAAAAUCCACCAGUCGUCACAGUAUCAUAACAAUUGUUGAUGCCGUCAGAGCAGACAGUGGCAUGUACAAGCUGACUGUGGAAAAUAAACUCGGGAAAGAUGAACUUGAGUUCCAGAUAUCUGUAAUUGACCGACCCGACGCUCCACAAGGUCCAACCAGAAUUGAGAAUACAACCAAACACUCCGUGGACCUGUCAUGGCGAGAGCCCCUGAACAAUGGAGGCUCAGACGUGACCGGCUACAUCGUGGAAAAGAUGGACCUCACCACCAACGUGUGGCGCAGAGCAACCACGUCCACGUCUACAGCGGUAACGGUCAGUUGUCUGGAGGAACACAAGGAAUACAAGUUCCGAGUGCUGGCGGAGAACAUUGUUGGAAUCAGCGAGCCUGGACCUGACUCAGUCGUUGCCAUGACGCGCGAGCAGAUGCCUGAUAUUGACUACGAUGAAUUAUUUGAUUCCUCAUUCCGCGGUGACCAAGUUGACAUUGGAAAGAUACGAGGGGACGUCCUUGGAAAAUACAUCAUCUGCGAGGAGCUAGGUCGCGGCGCAUUCGGAGUGGUACAUCGUGCCAUCGAACGUGCAACUAAUAAAAACUGGGCGGCAAAGUUCAUCCACUGCAAACCAACCCAGAAGGAGCUUGUACGUCACGAGAUAGACAUCAUGAACAGUCUACACCAUCCCAGACUGAUGCAACUUCACGAGGCCUUCGAUCAGGCUGGAGAAAUGGUCAUGAUUCUUGAACUGUUGAGUGGAGGAGAGCUGUUUGACCGGCUGGUGCAGCAGGAGUAUGAGUUCUCAGAGCAGGACUGCAUCACGUACAUGAGGCAGAUCUGUCAGGGUGUGAGACACAUGCACCAGCAGAACAUCGUCCACCUUGAUAUCAAGCCUGAGAAUGUAAUGUGCGUCACCAAGGACAGCAACGAUGUGAAGAUCAUUGACUUUGGUCUUGCUCAGCGUCUCGAGGAAGGGAAGCAAGUGAAGGUCCUGUUUGGGACUGCAGAGUUCUGUGCCCCUGAAAUCAUCAACUAUGAGCCGGUGUCCUUUUCCGCGGACAUGUGGUCGCUGGGAGUCGUUUCCUACGUGCUACUAAGUGGCUACUCGCCUUUUGCGGGGGACAACGACCACGAGACGUUCAACUUUAUCAACAAGGUGGACUACGACUUUGACGACGAGGUGUGGGAAAAUGUGUCGGCAGAGGGCAAGGACUUCAUUAAGAAACUGCUUCUCAAGGACAAGAGUCAACGCAUGACCAUAGACGAGGCUCUAGACCACCCAUGGUUGAAUCCGCGUCACUGCAAGACAACCAGCGAUGAACAGGAGGGCGGGGCUCACCUGACAGGCAAGCCGUUGUCAAGGGAACACCACAAAGACUACAGACUGAGAAACAGGCACAAGGAGGAUGACUUUGACAUUCUUCCCAUUGGUCGUCUGGCCCGUGACAGCGCCAUCUUCAGGAAGGAGGGAGACUUUGGCGUGUUGCCAAGAAACAUCAUUAUGGAACUGCCUGACCACGCCCCAGUGCUGUGUGAGGAACUGGAAGAUAUCCAUGGUUACGAAGGCUCCAGAAUUGAGAUGUCAUGCAAGAUAACUGGCAAACCAGAACCCAACAUUGUCUGGACAAAGGAUGGCACAGAGAUAGUUGACUCAGCCAAGUACACAAUGAAGUACUCUGAGAACAUUGCCUCUCUCUUCAUCAAUGGCCUUGAACUUGAGGACGCGGGCCGCAUCACCUGCAAGGCCUCCAACGAGUUUGGCUCCGUGAAGACAAGUGCGUCCCUCACUAUUGAGGAGAUUCGCCAUCGCAGGAAGAGGCGAGAGGAGGCAGAAGAGAGGCUGAAACCCGUCCACUAUCCUAAGCAUGACUAUGACACCAGCAUGCGUGACACAGACAUUGCUCCUAGAUUCCUGCUGCCACUAGUUGACCAAACGAGAAAACUGGGCGAGUCCGUAGAAUUCAGCGUCACAGUCACAACACGACCUGAGCCACAGGUCACCUGGUACUACAAUGGGGUCAUGGUCACUGAAAGUGAGAACUUCACCUUUGAGCACACGACAGGCGUGUACAGACUUGUCAUCAGGCGAGUGGACAAAGAACACGCUGGUCAGUGGAGGUGUGUGGCCAACAAUGACCUUGGUCAGGCCUCCUGCUACUGUGACCUCAAGGUCAUUGAAUCUGUCCCAGACAAGUACAAGCCACCGAAGUUCACCCAGCAACUGGAGGACAUGACCAUCCUGGAAGGCACAGAGGCUCGCCUGGAAUGCCGGGUGGAGGGAACACCUAGAUGUGAUAUCCAAUGGUUCAAGGACAGAAAGUUGAUCCACCCAGGUCGCCAUUACUCCGUCACAAUUGAGGAGAACGUGUGUAUUCUGAGGAUCAGGGAGAUAUUCACAAGCGAUGAAGGACACUACAUGUGCCAUGCUGAAAACAAGGCUGGGUCUGCAUCCACUGAGGCUAGAGUCAGGGUUCAAGUCAGCAAACCUGUAGAGGAACCUCUGUUGCCAAGCACAGCCGGCCGAGACACUUUUGCCAAACCAACAGCAGACACACCGAAAUACUCCUACGAGAAGGCUCCCGAUUUCACAGCACGUCUGCAAAGCCGUUCAGUGAUUGAGGGUAACAAGAUCCGUCUGAUGUGCUCUGUCACAGGGGUACCUAACCCGCGCGUGACCUGGUUCAAGGAUGGCAUGGAGAUCACCCCUGGUGGACACUGUCUGCUAACGAACAACUAUGGUCUCGUUGAACCUUGAAAUUCUCUCGGCCUCAACCAAGGAUGCCGGUACCUACAGUGUGAAGGCAGUGAACGCGUUCGGAGAAGCAGAAUGCAGGGCCACAGUCUCAGUGGAAGCUGCCCGAAAAUCACCGUCACCAAAGCGUUACGAGAUCACCCGGAAACCAGCGUUCACCAUCAUGCCCCUUGACCUCACCGAUGAACGAAGGUCAGGAUGCGACCUUCACUUGCAAGGUCGAUGGAAAUCCGAUGCCAAC
Dreissena polymorpha is the source of this 32555-nucleotide messenger RNA. Its product is annotated as titin-like. Gene Ontology annotation, biological process: protein phosphorylation. NCBI's taxonomy places the organism in Eukaryota, Metazoa, Mollusca, Bivalvia, Myida, Dreissenidae. Bases 275 to 32317 code for a protein of 10680 amino acids. The transcript is spliced from 134 exons. The record is from RefSeq and is a predicted model, not a curated record. Gene Ontology annotation, molecular function: protein binding; ATP binding; protein kinase activity.